GUCAUGUGUGUGUAUUUUUACAGACCCACACACAUAAUGUAUAUAUCAACUUGUUUUGACUUGGUUUUAUAAUUUUAUUUUUGGCAGUGCUGUAACUCUAGCUAUAUUUAAAUUUCAUGAUUAUGGCAUAUCAUAAUCUUGCAUAUUCGGAAGUGAGCUUUACCAUUGUACAAAUCUAAUGCAAACACACUUUUAUCACUUGCUUUUUUACAGUACAUACACUUACACCACCUCACUGUAAUUAUACUGUGUUUUGUGUAUUUCAUAUAAUAUGAGAUUGAGACCAAAACUAGAAUUUAGUUUAAAAAAUUAAAAUCAUAUCUCUGCAGGGUUGUAGUUGCCGGGCUGCUGACACUGUCGGUUGCAUGUGAUGUGACGCAGUGCUCAGGCUUUCUUCCUGAAUCCUUUGUAAUUCUGCACCAUUCAGUGAACUGCAGGGUGUAGUACUUCAUCUUUAAGGCGAACAUGUCUCAGGUGAGGCAGGUGGGGCUGCUGGCUGCCGGAUGUCAGCCGUGGAGCAGAGAUGUGUGUGCUGCCGGUGGCGACAGGUUUGCAUACUGCGCUACCCUGGCCAUCUAUGUUUAUCAGUUGGAUCACCGUUACAAUGAAUUCAAACUUCACUCAAUUAUGUCUGAACAUAAAAAAACAAUCACAGCUAUCUCUUGGUGUCCACACAACCCUGAUCUGUUUGCAAGUGGCAGUACCGAUAAUUUAGUGAUCAUUUGGAAUGUUGCUGAACAAAAAGUCGUUGCUAAACUCGACAACACAAAAGGGACUCCUGCCUCCCUUAGCUGGUGCUGGAACGCAGACGAUGCUGUGGCAUUUGCCUCCGACAGAGGCCCGCUCUUCAUCUGGACCAUCUCGGGACCAGACAGUGGGGUGACCGUACACAGAGACGCUCACAGUUUCCUGUCUGAUAUCUGUAUAUUCCGAUGGCACACCCGGAAAAAGGGCAAAGUUGUCUUUGGCCAUAUUGAUGGAAGUCUAUCAAUUUUUCAACCAGGUAACAAAAGCCAUAAACAUGUUCUGAGACCUGAAUCUCUUGAAGGGACAGAGGAGGAGGACCCGGUGACCGCCCUGGAGUGGGACCCGCUGUCCACUGAGUAUCUCCUUGUGGCCAAUCUGCAUUAUGGGAUUCGCCUCGUCGAUUCGGAAUCCCUUUGCUGCAUAACAACAUUUAAUUUUCCCAGUGCGGCAGCUUCAGUGCAAUGCUUGGCCUGGGUCCCCAGUGCUCCUGGGAUGUUCAUAACUGGAGAUUCUCAAGUGGGUGUUUUGCGCAUUUGGAAUGUUUCAAGAACAACACCUGUUGAUAAUUUUAAAUUAAAGAAAACGGGAUUUCACUGCCUACAUGUACUUAAUUCUCCUCCAAGGAAAAAAUUUUCAAUCCAGUCCCCUACCAAAAAUCAUUAUACAUCCUCAACGAGUGAAGCAGUCCCACCCCCAACCCUGACCCAGAAUCAAGCGUUUUCUCUUCCCCCUGGUCAUGCAGUAUGCUGUUUCUUGGAUGGUGGAGUUGGACUUUAUAACAUGGGAGCCAAGAAAUGGGAUUUUCUUAGGGACCUGGGUCACGUGGAAACCAUCUUUGACUGCAAAUUCAAACCUGAUGAUCCCAAUCUUUUAGCCACAGCUUCGUUUGAUGGCACCAUAAAAGUCUGGGAUAUCAACACACUGACGGCCGUGCACACUUCCCCUGGUAAUGAAGGGGUCAUUUAUUCCCUCUCAUGGGCUCCAGGUGAUUUAAAUUGUAUUGCUGGAGCAACUUCCCGAAAUGGUGCUUUUAUUUGGGAUAUUAAAAAGGGCAAAAUGGCACAACGAUUUAAUGAGCAUGGAAAAAGUGGAAUAUUCUGCAUUGCCUGGAGUCAUAAAGAUUCCAAAAGAAUAGCAACCUGCAGUGGCGAUGGCUACUGUAUUAUUCGAACAGUGGAUGGUAAAGUCCUGCACAAAUACAGACAUCCAGCUGCAGUGUUUGGUUGUGAUUGGAGCCAGAACAACAAAGACAUGAUAGCCACUGGCUGUGAAGACAGAAAUGUUCGCGUCUAUUACGUGGCCACCAGCUCCGACCAGCCGCUGAAAGUGUUCAGUGGGCAUACGGAGAAAGUGUUCCACGUUAAGUGGUCUCCUCUGAGGGAGGGAAUCCUCUGCAGUGGUUCUGAUGAUGGUUCUGUUCGAGUCUGGGAUUAUACUCAAGAUGCUUGCGUAAAUAUUCUUAGUGGGCACACCGCGCCGGUGAGGGGGUUAAUGUGGAAUACUGAGGUUCCGUAUCUACUUGUCUCCGGCAGCUGGGACUACACUAUAAAAGUAUGGGACACUCGAGAAGGAACUUGUGUGGAUACUGUGUACGAUCAUGGUGCAGAUGUAUAUGGUCUGACCUGCCAUCCAAGCCGCCCCUUCACUAUGGCCUCUUGCUCCCGUGACUCCACAGUGAGACUCUGGUCAUUAACACCUUUAAUCACGCCCUUACAAAUAAACAUUCUGGCAGACAGAUCUUGGGAAGAAAUUAUCGGGAACACUGGUAUUGAAACUCUGCCUGUGUUAGAGUUUAUUUCUAAGCACUGUCUCAUAAGCACUCUUUUCUCACUGAGUGAUGCCUGUUCUCCAGAUAGCGCCAUAGAACCAGGCACCCCUCCUCUGCUGUGCGGUAAAGUAUCAAGAGAUAUCAAACAGGAAAUAGAGAAACAAACUGGCAACCCUCGCGUGAAGAAACUGAGAUGGUUUUCAGAAUGUUUAUCACCUCCAGGUGGCAGUGACAAUUUAUGGAAUUUAGUUGCUGUGGUAAAAGGGCAGGAUGAAAGCUUGCUUCCUCAGAACUACCGUAAGGGAAUAAUGCAUUUGAAGCAUCUGAUUAAGUUCAGAAUGUCUGAAGCCCAAGAACUAACCACAGUCAAGAUGUCUAAAUUUGGUGGUGGUAUUGGUGUCCCGACUAAAGAGGAGAGACUGAAGGAAGCUGCUGAAAUACACUUGAGAUUGGGACAGAUCCAGAGAUACUGUGAACUGAUGGUUGAACUUGGAGAGUGGGACAAAGCCCUCUCAGUUGCACCAGGGGUCUCUGUGAAAUACUGGAAGAAGCUGAUGCAGAGGAGAGCGGAUCAGUUAAUCCAGGAAGAUAAGGAUGAUGUCAUUCCAUACUGCAUAGCCAUUGGUGAUGUGAAAAAAUUAGUCAAUUUUUUAAUGUCAAGAGGUCAGCUUAAAGAAGCCCUGCUUGUUGCACAGGCUGCUUGUGAGGGAAACCUGCAAACCCUGCACGUCUCUACACCUAAAGGAUCUUGGUGUUCCGAUGACACCUGCAAGGAAGACUUCAAUGAACUCCUGCAGGAAGCCUGCAAAGAGCUGGCAGACUGGUAUUUCCAGGAGGGCCGAGCAGUCCUGGCCGCGUGUUGCCACCUCGCUGUAGAUAAUAUUGAGCUGGCGAUGGCGUACCUGAUCCGUGGGAAUGAACUGGAGCUGGCCAUCUCUGUGGGCACAGUCCUGGGAGAGCCUGCAGCCCCGGCCACCCAUUAUGCCCUGGAGUUACUGGCAAGAAAAUGCAUGAUGAUUCCAACGUGCUUUCCAUCUGUUGGAUACAGGAACUUGGCAGCCGAUCUCCUCCUCAUGACUCCUGACAAUGAACUGCAGUUAGUCAAGCUCUGUGCUUUCUGCCCCGGCUGUGCUGAAGAGCUGAACGAUCUUCAUGAGAAGUGCAAGCUGCCCACAGUGGAGGAAUGUAUGCGGUUAGCUGAGACAGCCCAGGCCGAUGGCAAUACGUUUGAAAGUGUAAAGUAUUACUUGUUAAGUCAAGAACCUGAAAAAGCCCUUCCUAUUGGUAUUGACUUCGUCAAAGAACACAUCGGUAGUUCAGACUGGAGUUUGGAUACCGUUUACCCCGUUCUCGACCUACUGAGUUAUAUUCGUACUGAGAAGUUAAUGUUGCAUACGUGUACCGAAGCUCGAAAUGAGUUGCUCAUUUUAUGUGGGUACGUUGGUGCAUUACUGGCUAUCGUAAGACAGUACCGAAGCAUCGUCCCAGCACUCUAUGAAUACACGAGCCAACUAUUAAAACGUCGGAAAGUGUCGGUGCCUUUAAAAAUUGAACACCUUUCUGAGGAGUUGGAUGCGUGGAGAGCUUGCACACAGUCCAUCAACCAAUCAUCAGAAGAAUCUCCAUGUACACCCCCUUCUGAGUCACAAAGAACGGUUUAUGCAACUUUACUGAAGAGGCUAAAAGAAGAACCACUCAGAGGACCUGUUGGACCAGAUUAUGUGACUGGAUCAAAUCUUCCCAGUCAUUCCGAUACUCACCUCUCCUGCCUCACGGGAUCGAAAAUCCAGGGCCCUGUAUUUUUUCUUGAAGAUGGGAAAUCCACCAUCUCCUUGAAUGAUGCUUUGAUGUGGGCGAAGGUGAACCCAUUCUCGCCUCUGGGGACUGGAAUACGACUCAACCCAUUUUGAUAGAAGGUUUUUCUCCACAAUUAAUUUUUUUUUUUAAAGAACUUUAUGGAUUAAGAAGCCCUACAUUGUUCUUUAAAUACUUCAAAGAUACCGAGUUUAGGUUAUACGUAGGUCCCAACGCCAGUGGUCCUGCCCUUUCCCACCCCCAGCCAGGUCGCAUUAGCCACAAGGGGAAGAGACGAGCGCUUGAACCAGCAGAGCCCCCUGCAGCCUCCUCCCAGCGCCUGUCUGCCCAUCACCACCGUCUCCCGCGUCCCAGCCAACUGCCAGGCUCCAGCCCCCGCCCUGCGGAACUGUCACUGCACACAUCCCUGAUGGAGGAAGCUGGAGGCAGGUGGAAGGGGAGGAUGAAGGAGAGGAGACUCCCGAACCUGAAGGUGAAACUGUGGACACUUUUUUUCCCCACAGAAACACUGUAACUCACUCCUGUGAGAUUCUGUCCUGCUGAGUACCAUGCCGCGGACACGUGGUGAGUUAAAGGGGUGUUUUGAAGCACUGGCCUAAUGUCUGAAUGCUAAAGUGUGCUCCGAGGAACAGCUGUCCUACCAAGGCACUGGCGAAACGAAACUACAUGAUAGUGACGUGUGAUCAAAUGGAGUCUGGAAAAUGCUUCACUCUGUACCUCUCUUCGUUAAUAUUUAUAAUGCAUAUUAGCAUAUUAAAGGUUCUGAGAAGUCAUAUAUUUAAAAAAGGAAUCUGUUGACAUUGCUUCCCAAGACCUUACGUAAGCAAAGGCCUUUGUUCCCCCCAAGAAAUCCGCCUUUACACUUUCGGAAACAUGCUCUGUAGGUGCACAAAUCGUUCCCAUCAAGGGCCUGAGAGGAAAUAUUUUAGGCUUUGAGGAGGGAUAUCAGACCAAAUAUGGGACACUCGAACUUGAAUUUCAGAGGAAAAAAAUGAAGAAUGUUUAGUAAAAGUGUAUGUCCUCAACAUGUCUUCAAAAUGAUUGGUUGGAUUAGCCUGUAUUUUCUUUCGCUCAGUCUGGAAACCUCCGCCGUGGGCCAGAAAGUCUCUGUGGCAGCUGCCAGGUCCUGCUGUCGUAGCUCAGACGCCACCGCGGACAAGGCACAGAAGGGACAGGCAGGGCUGCGUCCCGACACACUGUGCUUAUCAACAUAGGAAUUUGAAGUUCCUUUAAUUUUCAUGUGUCAGGAAAUACCAUUUUCCUUUUGAUGUGGGCUUUCAACAAUUUGAAAAUGUAAAAAACCAUUCUUAACUUGCAGGCUAUACAAAAACAGGCAGAGACUGACUUUGGCCCUUGUUUUGGCUACAGUUUGCUGUGGUAUAAAUGCUUUCUGAAUUACCAGGAUUUAAACACAUGGCUUCCUGCAGCGCAAGUGGCUGGGAAGUCUGGGUGUUCUGCCUUAGGACUGACUCCUCAUGCAGCUGCGUGAGCUCUGGCAGAGGAUCUCCCCUGUUUCAGACUCACCUUUUUAUGGAGAAAU
Camelus dromedarius (Arabian camel) is the source of this 5870-nucleotide messenger RNA. It is a transcript of the gene WDR17, whose product is annotated as WD repeat domain 17. The transcript has 31 exons. NCBI's taxonomy places the organism in Eukaryota, Metazoa, Chordata, Mammalia, Artiodactyla, Camelidae. Gene Ontology annotation, molecular function: protein binding. The coding region runs from base 466 to 4425 and encodes 1319 amino acids. The record is from RefSeq and is a predicted model, not a curated record.